UGCAGGGUGCUUAGAUGUGUUGGCCGGCACUGAGCUUGACGGUGGCCAUGCAGUUGAAACAACAGCUUUUUUAAUCAAAGAAAAGAGUUACUGUACAACAGAAAAUGAAAUUAUAGCGGAGCUGACAGCACAUCACAGCGGAUGACAUGUAUCUCUCUAUCCAAGUAACUCAACUGUGGGAGGAACUGAAGUCAAAUCAUCUCACCAAAUACGGCACAGUAACUGCGGUCACAGCUAUUAGUUUGGUUCUGCUGAGAAGAUGGAUUGCAGGUGGAGUUUGCCGCUGUCAUGUGCGACUGGAUGAGAAGACAGUCAUCAUUACUGGUGCCAACACUGGCAUUGGAAAAGAGACAGCAUGUGACUUGGCCAUGAGAGGGGCUCGGGUUGUGAUGGCUUGUCGAGAUCUUUCAAAAGCAGAAAAGGCUGCGGCAGAGAUUCGCAGAUCUACAGGAAAUGGCAACAUAGUAGUUCGACACUUAGACCUGGCAUCUCUGUUCUCCGUUCGGCAAUUUGUGCAUGAAUACACUGCCACUGAGGAUCGACUGGAUAUACUUAUUAACAAUGCUGGAGUGAUGAUGUGCCCUAAAAGCCUUACAAAGGAUGGCUAUGAAACCCAGUUCGCUGUCAAUCAUUUGGGUCAUUUCCUCCUGACUGUUCUGCUCCUGGACAUGCUGAAGAAGUCUAGUCCUAGUCGAAUUCUUAAUGUAUCCAGUAUUGCUCACAAAGGAGGUAAGAUCCACUUCGAUGACCUUAACUUCAACAAAGCUCCAUAUGAUUCCUUGGUCAGCUACAGGCAGAGCAAACUUGCCAACCUGCUGUUUACUCGAGAAUUAGCACAGAGGAUUAAAGGGUCUGGUGUAACAGUGUAUUCCCUUCACCCUGGAGUAAUCCGCACUGAACUGGGACGUUACGUGCAGACUCGCCACCCUCUGCUCAGCACCCUGUUGUCAUUACCAGCUCUCUUAUUGAUGAAAACCCCCAGUCAAGGCGCUCAGACGUCAAUCUACUGUGCAGUUGCUGAAGGGCUGGAGUCUCACAGUGGCUGCUAUUUCAGUGACUGUAAGCUGAAGGAACCAGCUCCUGAAGGUAAAGAUGAUCUCGCUGCCCUGCGAUUGUGGGAAAUAAGUGCAAAACUUGUGGGCUACCAUGAAGAGAACUGACAACACUCCACCAAGCUCUAUUCAUAAUACCACAUGCCUAUAGGAAUGCUUUGUAUGCAGCUAUCAACACUCAUGAUCAUCUUUUCCAUCUUUGUUG
This is a messenger RNA of Sinocyclocheilus grahami, 1257 nucleotides long. Its product is annotated as retinol dehydrogenase 12-like. Lineage: Eukaryota; Metazoa; Chordata; Actinopteri; Cypriniformes; Cyprinidae. The record is from RefSeq and is a predicted model, not a curated record. Bases 147 to 1160 code for a protein of 337 amino acids. The transcript is spliced from 7 exons.